This is a messenger RNA of Tarenaya hassleriana, 2620 nucleotides long. Its product is annotated as probable receptor-like protein kinase At2g42960. Gene Ontology annotation, molecular function: ATP binding; protein kinase activity. The record is from RefSeq and is a predicted model, not a curated record. Bases 671 to 2218 code for a protein of 515 amino acids. Gene Ontology annotation, biological process: protein phosphorylation. Lineage: Eukaryota; Viridiplantae; Streptophyta; Magnoliopsida; Brassicales; Cleomaceae. The transcript is spliced from 8 exons.
UGUUCUCUCUCUCUCUCUCUCUCUCUCUCUCUCUCGUUUCCUCCAUUGCAAACCGAGCUUCUUUACAGCUUUAGUAGAUAGGGACCAACACCCAUCUCACCCAACUUUGCCCUUUUCUUUUACCCUCACAAAAUCUUUACAGCACAUACAUAUUUCCGUCUUCACAUCCCUUUACGUAUGUAUGUAUGUAUGUAUAUAUAUGCUUCCCAUACACCAUUCCUGGCAUUUUGUUGCUUAGAUUUUCCGGUUCAUUUUCUGUUUCCUCGUUCGAUUACCAUGCCAUAAAGCCGGUUUCUUUUUGGUAGAUGUUUCUAGUUUUGGUGGUGGGCUCAAAGCGACACUCGAGAGAGACUUCAUCUGCAAUUCAACUUUGGCAUAUCUAUGCCAACUGCGUUCUCCUUUUUCUUCAGUUUGCUUCGGAAACAAAAAGAAUGGAGCCCAUUUUCCUUUGUUUCUUCUGCACCAAGAGGAAGAUAGAUCAAAAGGGCAAAUCUUGGUUCACCACAUUUUAAGGGCUUCUGCAUGUGAAGCGUUUGGAAAUUAGAUGGGUUCUAGCCCUCUUGAUGUAUGCCGAGGUUAUAUGGCACGUUUUCUUGGUACCAGGUGUGAAUUUUGCUAGGAGUUUGAUCCAAAGUUGUGAUUGGUGGCACUGUUUGAUACAAGAUCAAAGAUGUCAACCGAGAGUUCUUUGAAUGCUGAAAUGUCGAAAACUAUAUCACUUUUUGGUCUAAAGGGUGUAAAGUUGUGGGUAUUGAUUUGUUUGGUAGUUGGCACGUUCAUAGUUUUGGCUCUCUGCGUUUUAUCUCUAUGGAUCAUGUUCCGUCGAAAAUCCAGAAGACCAGCUGACAAGUUUCCAUUAAACCCGAUACCACAUGUCUCGAAAGAUAUCAGGGUUGACAGAGUUGGGUUUCAGAAUCAGAACUCUCAUCCCGAAAGCCUACGCCUCCCAGUAAACGAAAAAUCCAGUGACAGAAACUCGGAGAAAAUGUUGUCUUACUUGGGCAGAAGCAAGUCUAGUGACAAUGAUAGUUUGAGUCAAUGUAGUUCCGCUCAUCAUCACGAGAGGGCUUGUAGUUUUCAAUCCGGUGAAGAAGGGAGCUUUGGAACUGCUACUGCUCGGAAGCAACGUUCGUUAUCAUAUGGAGGUCUUGUAACAGAAUCACCCUUGGUUGGUUUGCCAGAAAUAUCGCAUCUCGGUUGGGGACAUUGGUUUACCCUUAGGGAUCUCGAGCUAGCCACUAACCGUUUUUCUACAGAGAAUGUGAUUGGCGAGGGUGGCUAUGGAGUAGUUUACAGGGGCAGACUCAUCAAUGGUGCAGAGGUUGCUGUGAAGAAGCUUCUGAACAAUAUGGGACAGGCUGAGAGGGAAUUCCGGGUUGAAGUCGAGGCUAUUGGUCAUGUACGACACAAAAAUCUCGUCAGGCUCUUAGGAUACUGCAUAGAAGGAGUUCACAGGAUGCUUGUUUAUGAAUAUGUCAAUAAUGGUAACUUAGAACAGUGGCUACAUGGAGCCAUGCAUCAACAUGGCACUCUCACUUGGGAGGCCCGCAUGAAGAUCAUUCUUGGUACUGCACAAGCGCUUGCUUAUUUGCAUGAAGCAAUAGAACCCAAAGUAGUCCACAGAGACAUUAAAGCAAGCAAUAUAUUGAUCGAUGAUGGGUUUAACGCAAAAAUCUCUGACUUCGGGUUAGCAAAGCUCCUGGACUCGGGUGAGAGUCACAUCACGACCAGGGUCAUGGGCACUUUUGGCUACGUGGCACCAGAAUAUGCCAAUACAGGUUUGUUAAAUGAGAAGAGCGACAUAUACAGCUUUGGCGUCCUGCUUCUGGAGGCUGUGACCGGGAGGGACCCUGUUGACUAUGGCCGUCCUGCGAAUGAGGUGAAUAUGGUCGAGUGGCUGAAGAUGAUGGUUGGAACAAGAAGAGCUGAAGAAGUUGUUGAUCAAAGCAUUGAAGCCAAACCCACUACACGUGCCUUAAAACGUGCGCUUCUAGUGGCACUAAGAUGUGUGGAUCCUGAAGCAGAGAAAAGACCGAAGAUGAGUCAGGUUGUAAGGAUGCUUGAAACUGAUGAACAUCCCUUUCAUGAGGACCGGAGGAGGAGGAGCAGAACAGCGAGCAUGGAGAUUGUCGAAACUGAAGAGGAAUCAACUGGCACAAGCAGAAGGCCUGCCCAUUCAGAUAGCCAUACUUCAAACCCCGAGAAGGAUCCUAAAUAAGAAAUCUGAUCUGAGCACUUAAUGAGAUUUUGACUCGGGUAACCUCAUGUUGUCCUGACUGUUUCUCUCUUUGGCAACUAAUUACAACAUUCCAUACCUGCCUGUGGAGGAGAAAUGAAUCAGGUGAGAGGAAGAGUGUCAUCCCCUCGUGAUUUCAGAUGAUGAAAGAUUCGUUCCUGUUGUAUCUAACACCGAAGGAGUGAUUAGUGAUGGCCGGAUCGAAAGGGAGUUUUUCCGAUGCGUUUUCUUUUUUCGUGCAUUUCUAUUCGGUAUCUUCUUUUUCUUUCUUCCCUUACAUACUGAAGGAUUCUCACCUGUUAUGAUGAAUUAAUUUAUUUGAUAUUCCGUUGAAUCUGUAUAUGUAUAUGUAUAAGUAGAUGUGUAUGAGUAUGUUCAAAGCUU